AUGAGCUUCAAUAGCAGAGCCCCUGGCCGUAAUCUCGCCAUCGUGACCGUGGUCGGCACAGUCGCCACCCUCGGAUACAUGUACGUCGCCGGGAAGCAGACAAAGAGAGAGGAGGGCCCGGCAUCAAUUUACAACCAGUCGAAAGGUCUGCAGAGCCAGACCAGCGACGCAAGAUUGGAUUCCUCUGGUGUGAGGGAGACGGUCUCAGGGGACAGGAAGCCCUGA
Messenger RNA from Trametes versicolor FP-101664 SS1, 225 nucleotides. RefSeq lists its product as uncharacterized. The transcript is spliced from 3 exons. The record is from RefSeq and is a predicted model, not a curated record. Lineage: Eukaryota; Fungi; Basidiomycota; Agaricomycetes; Polyporales; Polyporaceae. Bases 1 to 225 code for a protein of 74 amino acids.